AUGGUGCCCAAGGAGCUGCAAGGAAGAGACAACGUAUCUCUUGAUGCUCAUGCCGGAGGCUUUGCUUUGAGUUCAACUUGGGCCGUUGCUCCCGGGUCCCGAAUGGUGGCGAAUGUGAAAGGGGCUUCCACCUUUGCAUGCGACGUGGAUGUCAUGCACCUCAUCCUGAAUCUGAACACCCGAAGGAGAAGGGGCAAUCCAGAAACGUUGGAAGCUGUGCAGCCUGUGGCACUCCAAGCGUUGCAGAAGAUGCGGGCUGCGACCGGCACACAAUCAAGGUCUAGCCGGAUUCCUGCCUUGGUGCCUACAUACAAGUUGAGGUUUCGGAUUGGCGGCCACUCAGACGCGCUGCCUGACGUUAAUAUUUUUCAAAGAGUGCGCAAGGAUGUUACAAUCUCCUCCUCACCAACACAGACCCUUCCAAAAGGCUCCAAACUUUUGGCACUUGCUCCGGUGGACAACCUGGUCACGGGGGAUGAGAUGCCUGCCCAACCGGAGAUUUUCAAAGUAGGAGGUGGUCAAAGCCGGCCAUCCAAUGGACAUGGCGACAUUCCUUCCACCAAGGUUGCAGUUUCCUUGACAACGGGACGCUCCUGGUACAUCUUUACAGACGCAUGCUAUGAACCGGAUAAUGCAGAAAAGACAGCUGGAAUUGGAGCUGUGUUGGUUGAUCAAUUUGGCAGGUACAGAGGUUUCUUUUCAGUUUUUCUUACAGAAGAUUUGCUGGCCAAGCUCAACAUCACCAAGCGGAAGACCAUCAUUUUCGAAUGUGAACUACUUGCAAUUUUUGUUGCAAUGACAUGCUGGUCACAACACUUACAAGAUUCGCAGGUGGUGGUGUGCACUGAUAAUGAGGGCGUAAAGGAUGCGCUCAUAGCUUGUCAGACCUCCAGCUACAAUGCUACCCCGAUUUUGGUAGCGCUCCUCCAACUUGAAUUUGAUUUGAAAUGGAACGCUUGGUUCAGCAGAGUUCCUUCAGAAUCCAAUGUGGCUGACGACCCGUCGCGAGGCUUUGAGGACCACUGGUUGGAUUUGAGUUUCCGUUUGGUCUUCAUUUGGUUCCUUGCAAUUCAUGCAAUUUACAUCACUCUGGGAGAUCAUCCGCCAUCUGCUCAUGUCAGACAGGAAACCAGAUGUGUUGUUUUUGUGUGGUUCGGCAAACUGAUACAAAUUGUUACCGUAGUUGUGGAUUCCUGCCAAAUUCCAAAGUACAAUGAUGAUGGCAGAAAAACACUUGACUCUGCCACGGCCUAUUUGACGGUGUUUGGCAAUUCCACGCAUUACGUGGCAGACGUGUGGUUUUUGCAACUGGUGGUCGAGCGGCUUGUAGCCUUUCAGGCUGCAUACGGCGAGCCGUUGCCAUGUACCCGUGUGGUUGUAUGGCUCUCACGUGCCAUGAUUUUCAUGGUGUGCACUCAGGCUUUCGGUGUCAUAUCACGAGUGGUUGCGUUGGGCAGUGCCGUGACACUCUCAGUAGGUGUCAUUUUUUUGUCUAUUUUACUUUGUAGAGCUUAUGCAGUUCCUUACAAAUACCUCUUGAAAGCACAGAAAUUGGAUGUCAAUGACGCUUUGUCCGCGCAAAUGAAAAAAGAGACAACCUUUGCCAUGCACCUUAUCUUGAAACUUCAAGUGGGCAAUUUCAUGGGCAUCGGUGGCAUGGUCUUGGCUUUCAUGGCUUUUGGCAUAGGUGAUUAUCAUGUGCCGCGAGAUAAGAUGUGGCCGAUGAUCUGGGUAGUGGCUUCGAAUUUGGAUUCGUUGGCGAUUACUGCAUCCUUGGUGAUGUUGUCCGGUGUGAACUUCAAAUGGUGUCGACGCCGCUCAAAAGGAAAUGAUGGGCCCAGAGCUAGUCGGGCUGGUGGUACCUGCUGUACCAGCGAUCACAGAGACUUGAAGUACCACUCUGAGUCCGCCUGGAAUUUUGAGAGAACAGCAACCGGCGCUUUCAACACUACGGGGGAACAGGAUAAAAGUGCUAGAGAAUGGCAGGAGAAAGUAGCUGGCUUGGCAACGAGACGAGUCUCUGUGGAGGUUCUGUUGCAUUUUUACCUUCAGCUGGGUCAAGAAAAUGCCAUGCCACAUUUUGAUUCAAAGAGAUCAACCACCAAUGACGUGGUGCGGCACAUGGUGAUCCCCCAGUCACGCGAUGGUAACCUGGGUCGGUCUUUUGCAGAAAAGUUUGGACCCCACAAGGUCUCCAUGACACCCAAGAUGGUGACACACCACUGGUCCAAUCGCUUCUGCGACCUGGUUGCAGCCGUCCUGGCUGAUGCGCUGGGCCUCAAGCGCUGGGAUCUCAUUGCAGAGUGCUUGAGGUCGCCAGAUGUGAGCGAUGGCGAAGAAUUGAAGGAGCAACUCUAUGCCCAUGGCGCCUUGCACUGGCAAUACUGGAUCUGUGCCUUUUGCAUCAAUCAACAUGCCAGUAUUUGUGGAAACUCCAUGGGAGUCCUAGAUACGGUGACGCAAAAGGUCUUGCCCAGCUGUGAUUGUGCUACUCCUAAGUAUUUGAAUGACCAGCCUAUCAGAUGCGAGAUGAACAAGUUUGAUGAUAUGAUGGCCUAUUUGCAUCGCGAAUGCCCCAAGUUCCUGCAGGUCGUUGCCAUUGACCUAGAAUUCAUGAUCUUCUCGCGUGCUUGGUGCGUGGCAGAGCUCGUACAAGCUGAUGCCAGCCAUUUGGAACAGCAUAUGAUGAUCCAUUCGCCCUCUGCUUUGGAGAAGAACACAGGUCAACUGAAAUCCAUUCAGGUCCAAAACUGCUCAGCCUCAAGGGAGGAGGACAAACUGGCCAUCCUCGCCAAAAUCGGGGCUCAAGAUGAUGUGGACAAAUUCAACCAGCGUCUUCAGCAGAUCCUUUUGGGCAACGGAGGUUUGUUGGCAGAUUGGUUGGAUGGUCAGAAACUACUGCAGGAGGUAGUACGCAUCGGUGGUGCACUCGUGAUAUUUUUUGGUACAGUUUUCAUCACUUCCCUGCCGUGGGUCAUUUACGGUGGCAAAGAGGCAUGCAAGGCCUCACGUGGGACUUACAAGACCCCUUGGAACCAAGGCUUUGAGGACCACUGGUUGGAUUUGAGUUUCCGUUUGGUCUUCAUUUGGUUCCUUGCAAUUCAUGCAAUUUACAUCACUCUGGGAGAUCAUCCACCAUCUGCUCAUGUCAGACAAGAAACCAGAUGUGUUGUUUUUGUGUGGUUCGGCAAACUGAUACAUAUCAUCACCAUCACUGCGGACUCCUGCCAAAUUCCAGAGUACAAUGACGAUGGCAUUCGACCAGUGGAUGCGAACAUAGCUUACUUCUCCGUUUUUGGCUUGGCCACGCACUAUGUUGCAGACGUGUGGUUUUUACAACUGGUGGUUGAGCGGCUUGUAGCCUUUCAGGCUGCAUACGGGGAGCCUUUGCCAGGUAUUUGCGUGAUUGUGUGGCUUUCACGUUUCAUGAUUUUCAUGGUGACAAUGCAAUCUUUUGGUGUUGUAUCCCGUGUCAUGGCGCUGGGCAAUGCCAUCACACUCUCAGUGGGUGUUGCUUUUUUAUUGAUUUUACUCUUCAGAGCUUAUGCAGUGCCUUACAAGUACCUCUUGAAAGCACAGAAACUGAAUGUCAAUGACGCUUUGUCCGCGCAAAUGAAAAAAGAGACGACCUUUGCCAUGCGCAUCAUUCGGAGGUCCCAGAUGGUUUUUUUUUUGGGAAGUGGUGGCAUGAUCUUAGCAUUUCUGGCGUUUGGUUUGGAUUUUUUUGUUUGGCCUCGAGAUCAGAUGUGGUCAAUGAUUUAUGUCGUCGCCUCGAACUUGGAUUCGUUGGCGAUUACUGCGUCCUUGGUGAUGUUGUCCGGUGUGAACUUCAAAUGGUGUCGACGCCGCUCAAAAGGAAAUGAUGGGCCCGGAGCUAGUCGGGCUGGUGGUACCUGCUGUACCAGCGAUCACGGAGACUUGAAGUACCACUCUGAGUCCGCCUGGAAUUUUGAGAGAACAGCAACCCGCGCUUUCAACACUACGAGGGAACAGGAUAAAAGUGCUAGAGAAUGGCAGGAGAAAGUAGCUGGCUUGGCAACGAGACGAGUCUCUGUGGAGGUUCUGUUGCAUUUUUACCUUCAGCUGGGUCAAGAAAAUGCCAUGCCACAUUUUGAUUCAAAGAGAUCAACCACCAAUGACGUGGUGCGGCACAUGGUGAUCCCCCAGUCACGCGAUGGUAACCUGGGUCGGUCUUUUGCAGAAAAGUUUGGACCCCACAAGGUCUCCAUGACACCCAAGAUGGUGACACACCACUGGUCCAAUCGCUUCUGCGACCUGGUUGCAGCCGUCCUGGCUGAUGCGCUGGGCCUCAAGCGCUGGGAUCUCAUUGCAGAGCGCUUGAGGUCGCCAGAUGUGAGCGAUGGCGAAGAAUUGAAGGAGCAACUCUAUGCCCAUGGCGCCUUGCACUGGCAAUACUGGAUCUGUGCCUUUUGCAUCAAUCAACAUGCCAGUAUUUGUGGAAACUCCAUGGGAGUCCUAGAUACGGUGACGCAAAAGGUCUUGCCCAGCUGUGAUUGUGCUACUCCUAAGUAUUUGAAUGACCAGCCUAUCAGAUGCGAGAUGAACAAGUUUGAUGAUAUGAUGGCCUAUUUGCAUCGCGAAUGCCCCAAGUUCCUGCAGGUCGUUGCCAUUGACUUAGAAUUCAUGAUCUUCUCGCGUGCUUGGUGCGUGGCAGAGCUCGUACAAGCUGAUGCCAGCCAUUUGGAACAGCAUAUGAUGAUCCAUUCGCCCUCUGCUUUGGAGAAGAACACAGGUCAACUGAAAUCCAUUCAGGUCCAAAACUGCUCAGCCUCAAGGGAGGAGGACAAACUGGCCAUCCUCGCCAAAAUCGGGGCUCAAGAUGAUGUGGACAAAUUCAACCAGCGUCUUCAGCAGAUCCUUUUGGGCAACGGAGGUUUGUUGGCAGAUUGGUUGGAUGGUCAGAAACUACUGCAGGAGGUAGGUGCUAUCUCAGCUAGGGCAAAAGCGCGUGUGGAGGAAGCGUCCAAAGCACAGCCCAACUUGGAUGUUUCGGACCCUUGGGAAAUCUAA
This is a messenger RNA of Cladocopium goreaui, 5031 nucleotides long. NCBI's taxonomy places the organism in Eukaryota, Dinophyceae, Suessiales, Symbiodiniaceae. The record is from the annotation of a GenBank genome assembly.